Messenger RNA from Arabidopsis thaliana (thale cress), 1469 nucleotides. RefSeq names its product Plant-specific transcription factor YABBY family protein (gene YAB3). The record is from RefSeq and is marked reviewed. Gene Ontology annotation, cellular component: nucleus. Bases 488 to 1210 code for a protein of 240 amino acids. NCBI's taxonomy places the organism in Eukaryota, Viridiplantae, Streptophyta, Magnoliopsida, Brassicales, Brassicaceae. The transcript has 7 exons. Gene Ontology annotation, biological process: abaxial cell fate specification. Gene Ontology annotation, molecular function: transcription cis-regulatory region binding.
CCAAAGUAGAGUUUUUAUCUGAUUAUAUAGAAACAAAGACUAGUUCCGGUUUGAUAUAUAGAAGAAAGAAAAAGGAUGGAUAGGAAUAAUAAAGAAGAUAAACCGGUUCAAAAGGUAGUAAAUGAGAAUGCAGGUAUGCAGCUUAUCUCUACAAUGGCCUCUUCAUCACAUGUCGCCAAUUUGUUUAGGUACAGUGUCUCUUCAUAUUUACAUAAAUAGAUAUCUCUCUCUCUCUCUCUCUCUAAACCACAUCUUCCUCUCCACCGUUCUUUCUCUUCCUUCUCUCUCUGGACUUCAACUUCUGGAGAAGUACAAGACAUUUAUAAAGUACUGCUCAUCACCCAACACUAAACACAAUUGUCAAAAGGGUGUGGUGGAAGGAGAAUCUACUUCUAUCUGAACAUCGAUCAGUCAUAUCUUUUCAAUCAAAUCAAAGCCCUCCUCUCUCUCUUACUCCUUUUUUGUUUUAAAUCAAGAAAAAGACUCCAUGUCGAGCAUGUCCAUGUCGUCCUCCUCAGCUCCAGCUUUUCCACCGGACCACUUCUCAUCUACGGACCAGCUCUGUUACGUCCAUUGCAGCUUCUGCGACACUGUCCUUGCUGUGAGUGUUCCUCCGAGUAGUUUGUUCAAGACGGUGACGGUCAGAUGCGGCCACUGUUCGAACCUUUUGUCGGUGACCGUGAGCAUGAGAGCUCUUCUUCUUCCAUCCGUUUCCAACCUUGGCCAUUCCUUUUUACCUCCCCCUCCUCCUCCUCCUCCUCCAAAUCUUUUGGAGGAAAUGCGAAGCGGAGGGCAGAAUAUAAACAUGAACAUGAUGAUGAGCCAUCACGCUUCAGCUCACCACCCGAACGAGCAUUUGGUUAUGGCGACUCGCAACGGAAGAUCAGUGGAUCAUCUACAAGAGAUGCCUCGGCCACCACCAGCCAAUAGACCCCCAGAGAAGCGACAAAGAGUACCAUCUGCAUACAACCGAUUCAUCAAAGAGGAGAUCCAACGUAUAAAGGCAGGCAACCCUGAUAUCAGCCACAGAGAAGCCUUCAGUGCUGCUGCCAAAAACUGGGCUCAUUUCCCUCACAUACACUUUGGACUCAUGGCUGACCAUCCUCCCACGAAGAAGGCUAACGUGCGCCAACAGGAAGGAGAGGAUGGGAUGAUGGGAAGAGAAGGGUUUUACGGUUCAGCUGCCAACGUUGGGGUGGCCCAUAACUAGCUACGAAGACUUUCCCAAUCUUUUGUAAUCUUCAAAAUGUGGUUACUUUCAGCUCAAACUUAACUUUCUUAUUACUAUUUUAUGAUAUUUGAUAAUCGAUCAGGAGACCUUUUUUUUUUUUCUUAAAGAAAUUUUCGGAACUACUAGAAUUUUCUCUUGGAAUUGAAAAUAUAUUGUUUUCUCAGUUGCCGUGUUAUAUAUUUAAUAUCAAAAGCAUGCAGUAGCUAAGCUAGCUAGGCUUUACCAUACGUUAAUGAUA